AGCGCUGGAUACAGCAUCAGACCCACAAGGAUACGAAUAGGCUCCGAUACUUAUCGGAAUUCAAACGAGGCUUCUAGGGUUUCCAGAUACGUCCUGUAGACGCCUCUUCUCUCUCCUUCAUAAUCUUCCUUGUAUCACCUCCUGCUCCCACCUUGUCCUCUUCUUCUUCUUCGAUUUGUAGGUUCUAAAAACCGUAGUGAAAUCUAGGGAUUUUAGAUUUCGUUUUGGGCGUUAAUCGUAGACUUAGGGUCUCCAAAUCUCUAACCGGAUCGAUUAUUAGUCUGGUUGUUGUUUUGUCGAUUCCCGAGAGACUAGGUGAUAAUCGAAGCGGGGAAAAAAUUUGCGAUUUAGGUAUGAAGCGGUCGAGGAAUACGAAGAGGGUUUCGUGGUCUCCUGGAGUUAAGCUCUGUCAGGUAAAACUGUUUUCAUUGGAGGAUUGUCCUGCAGAGGUUGGGCUGAGAUCAGAAGAUCAUCUUCAAUCAAGGACAUCAUGGAUGCUGCAUUCUGAAACUAUGGAAUCUAAUCAUUUUCCACCUGGGUUUGGAGGCAGUCCGUCUGAGAAACAUUUGAAGAAAGAACCUAUCCAAGCCCGUCGAUUGAAAUGGAAAUGCCCUCCCAAGUUUGUUAUGAGUCACAACUGGCAAGUUGUAGCCGGUGAAGAAAGCAAAGAAGUGGAGGCUCAAAACAUAAGGGAAACAAGAGUGCUCGAAGCCGUUUAUCCACGCCCUUCGGCCAUUCCUCCUAGUCCUUCUGUGUCUAGGGACAUAGAAAGCGAACAUUGUGAUGAUAGCCUCACUCCCAUAGUCCCCACAAAUCCAAUCGAAGAAGAGGAGUCUGCAGUCAUACCAUCCAAUUUGACACAACCCAUGAAGAACACCCUUGUUUGCCCACAGCCAUUGCCAUCUGAAACUUUGAACUCUCCAACCCCAAAAUGCUCUACCUCUGGGGCACCUACCAUUGAGAACGCCCUAGAAAUUCUACCCAAGGUGGGUGCAGACGUGAUUGCCACGGCAUCUACUGCUUUGGCCUCACUCAUGAAAACCAACCAGCAGGGAAGCUUGAUCGAUACUGAUUUGCUCAUCAAAAUCCUUAGUGACCCAAAAAUGAUCCAGAAAUUGAUUGCUGAUCAUCCUCCACCAGUAAAUCCAGUAAGCCCCCCUCCUGCAAAUACGCUAAGUGAACCUGCCAAUACAGGAACUGCACCCAUGAAUGUGUCUAAGCCAGUAACUCCAACAGUAUAUCCGACAGUCUCAAAACCUGAUAUACAAAGGCCUGGUAAUGGAUUCUUGUACCAAGUUUCCAACGGGGUGAGACCUACUCUGAACAGUACACUUCCUCCCCAUCCAGACAAUGGGAUGAAGCCAGUAGUUCCAUCACUUGCCUUGUCCUGCCCUGAACCCAACAAAGUCCUACCGACUAAGCCGGCAAACGGAAAUCUUUACGGUGCACCAUUGAAUCAGGUUCGACCCGCAUUAAGUGCAAUGCCUGCACAACCAAUUAAAGCUUCAAUUUCUAGUUUCACUGCCAUGGAAGCUAAACCUGUUAAGGAUGCAAAUUACUAUAAGAACCUCAUUAGGCAACAUGGAGGAGAAAAGCAAGAACCUCGGGAACAACCUAUGCUUGGACAAAAGGGUGAACUUCAAAGCCUCGUACAAAAUAUUAAACAUGGAGAAAUGAAACCCAAGAGUAAAAAACGUUGCAUAUACUUUAAUGGGCCAAAGGGCUGCCGAAACGGCGUUAGUUGUCCAUUCCAGCACGACAUGUCGUACCAGUGGCGGACGGGUAGUAGUAUUAUAGAAGAGUUCCCGAGUGCAAAGAGAAUGAGACUGGGUGGGGAAAUUACUGGGGGGAUAUAAAUUUACUUUCACCGCGAGGCUUCCUGCAGUCACUUUGAUUUCUUUUGCGGCGUUAUUCUAGUUGAGUCUUCUGUACAUAGAAUUUCCCCGGAGAGUUGGAACAGAGUUUCUAGAGAGAGAGAGAGGAUUGAUAUUUUCACAUAUUAAGAAGGAAACAACUGGUUGCUGGUGCAGUUUGAAAUUUAAUCAAAUAAUUUUGCUGGUUUUAAUCAA
Molecule: messenger RNA, 2069 nt
Organism: Carya illinoinensis
Lineage: Eukaryota; Viridiplantae; Streptophyta; Magnoliopsida; Fagales; Juglandaceae
Product: zinc finger CCCH domain-containing protein 6-like
Exons: 4
Coding region: 354-1856 (500 amino acids)
Molecular function (GO): metal ion binding
Source: RefSeq, a predicted model, not a curated record